ACUCAUCAAAACCUUUUAGAGAGAGAAAAGGAGAUGACGAUGGAGACCUGAGAGCUCUGAAGGUGGACUCUCCGUUCUUUCUCACACCAAAUCCAAGCUUCCUUUACAUCGUCUUCCUUUUUUAUUACCUGAACCAGAUUCUUCACUGUACUACAAUGGGCUGCACCGGAUCUUCUCUGGCCAAAACUGACGGCACGAAGAAAAUUCGGAAGCCAAAACCUUGGAAGCAUUCUGAACCUAUUACAAGGGACCAACUCAUGCAGAUGCGUGAUGAAUUUUGGGACACUGCUCCCCAUUAUGGUGGCCGGAAAGAAAUAUGGGACGCACUUCGAGCUGCUGCUGAAGCUGAGUUGGCCCUUGCUCAAGCUAUUGUGGAUAGUGCCGGUGUUAUUGUUCAAAAUGCAGAUUUGACAAUCUGCUAUGAUGAGAGAGGUGCCAAGUAUGAACUCCCUAAAUAUGUAUUGAGUGAACCAAGCAAUUUGGUUCGAGAAAAAUGAUGUGGAUUAAAGAUUACAGUGCUCAAUUUAGUCUGUAAAUCUUGUAAAUUGGCCUCUGAUCAUUUUUCAGAUUUUAACUCUGAAUUAUGCCUAUUCGUUAGUGGAAAUUCUUCUUACUACCCAUUCAUGUAGCAACCCCAACAAGAUGUUGACUGAACAGCUUUAUAUAUUGCUUGAGAAUAGAUUAGUGUUUCUUUCCGUAUACUGGUGGGGCCUUGAGAAAUACUUCAGUUUCGUAAAGGAUAUGUAGCAUUGGAAUUAUUAUUCAUCAGUGAAAAAUUGCUGUUGUUUCA
This is a messenger RNA of Carica papaya (papaya), 790 nucleotides long. RefSeq lists its product as uncharacterized. NCBI's taxonomy places the organism in Eukaryota, Viridiplantae, Streptophyta, Magnoliopsida, Brassicales, Caricaceae. The record is from RefSeq and is a predicted model, not a curated record.